Molecule: messenger RNA, 1277 nt
Organism: Austrofundulus limnaeus
Lineage: Eukaryota; Metazoa; Chordata; Actinopteri; Cyprinodontiformes; Rivulidae
Product: claudin-7
Exons: 7
Coding region: 440-1087 (215 amino acids)
Cellular component (GO): membrane; bicellular tight junction
Molecular function (GO): structural molecule activity
Source: RefSeq, a predicted model, not a curated record
AGGUGUGGCUGGCUGGCUGCAUAUCCAUUAACGCAAAGAGUUUUCAACAACAGCCUUGGUGAAAAGAAUGGCAGCCAAGGAGCUACUUUCAGCCUGAGAAAAUCAUCAAGGACAAACUGAAAUUCUGCAGGAAGUACAAGGACUGGGCAACAAAAGAGUGGUGUGAAGUUAUUGUUUCUGCUUCUCCUUCCAAUUGUUUGGAACAUCUGGAAAGUCAUUUUUUUUUCCUGAAGAUGAAAAGGAAAGGGUGGAGAUGGAUUCAAUCCAUGACAAGUGUUUACAAACUGGCACCGAUUUGCCAAAUUAGGUCCAAUAAUCUGAUAAGUGGUGGAAAAAAAUGAAGUUUCCUUGCAUWAACACAAGCUCACCGAUAUAAAAUGACCAGGGAGAGGAAUGACAAUUAGGCAUUAUACUUUCAGGUACCCCACAUGGGACAGCCAUGGCUCAUGUUUGGUCCUAUAAUCAGAUAUUACUGAGGAUGGCCAGCUCCGUGGUGCAAAUCGUCGGUUUUCUCCUGGCUUUAGUCGGACUUUCUGCCACCAUCGCCGCCACUCUUAAGGUCGAGUGGAGGAAGGAAGCUCAGGGAAAACACCGCAUCUAUGAGGGGUUGUGGAUGUCCUGCAGCGGGACGGAUAGAACAACCUGCGAAUGGCACACGAGCGUGAUAAAACUGCCAACUGAGGUCCAGGCAACGAGAGCCCUGCURGUGGUGAGCCUCUUCUUCUCUGCUGUGGCGCUGAUCGUCUCCACAGUGGGCAUGAAGUGCACCCACUUCAUGGACAACCUCCCGGGGAUCAAAUCCAGAGUAGCUGUGUCUGGAGGAGUGCUGUUURUGUUGUCAGGCUUAUUGACCAUCAUCAUCACCUCCUGGUAUGUCAGUAAGAUUAUUGAAACGUACCACAGUUUGCAUCGUCUGCAAAGCAAAGAGUUUGGAGGCGCUGUGUUUGUCAGCUUGGGCGGUGGGUUCCUCACGGCGCUCGGCGGUGCCUUCCUGAGCUGUCGGCUGUGUUGUAGGAGCCGACCGUCUGAGUCCAAAAUCUCCAACCACUUCCUCCCCRCCACACACCCCAAAUCCAAUUAUGUCUAACGAGGGAGCGAGCACAGCCGCAUUCAGCAGCGACGAGGAGAAAAAGUGCCAUAAAUAUUCUAUUUGUACAUAAGGUUUUAUAUUUUAUAUGCUCGGAUUGAUGCAAAUAUGAUGCAUUGCUCAAUAAAACAGUUUCAAUAACAUUGCAUGUCUUAAAAAGAAAAAUAAAGCUAUUGUUGUUUGUUUUGUU